Molecule: messenger RNA, 1945 nt
Organism: Centropristis striata (black sea bass)
Lineage: Eukaryota; Metazoa; Chordata; Actinopteri; Perciformes; Serranidae
Gene: cpox
Product: coproporphyrinogen oxidase
Exons: 7
Coding region: 133-1497 (454 amino acids)
Cellular component (GO): mitochondrial intermembrane space; cytoplasm
Molecular function (GO): coproporphyrinogen oxidase activity
Source: RefSeq, a predicted model, not a curated record
GUGUCACUACCAAGGAACUACACGCCCCCGUGACUGAUAGCACGUACAACUUCUGAUAAUGUUUGGACUAAGUCCACACUAACUGUCAUAUGCCGCUAGGUAAAGAGAAAAGAGCGGUCAUUUCUCCUACAAAUGGCGACCAUUGUGUUUUUCUCAGUGAACAGAACGGCUCAGACCGCCGCCAGACGAUGCCUGAGAUCACGUUUAAAGGGGCUUGCUAGCUCUGGAGAGUCACAUUUGCCGCUAUCCUGCACUCACAGCCAGUCUGGCACGUUUCUUCCGGGUACGAGAUGGUUUUCCAGGGGCUCCAGCGUACGUUUCAUGUCCCAUGGGACCGCAGGCAGAACCGCAGCCGGGAGAACCAGACGGGGAGUCCUGGUGACAGCAGCGGCCACAGCAGCAGCAGCGGUGGCGGGGUUUGUAGCCAACGCCAACCACUUCCAGCGUGCUGAAAUGGCAACGAAAGUAUCCCCAGUGGCUGAGGAGAAGGAGCAAGAGGGGGACAUCUUGGAGAGAUGCCGGGGGUUCAUGUCUGCUCCGGUGACCGACAUCUGCGUGCUGCAAAAGAGGGAAGGGGAGAUGCGAACAAGGAUGGAGAUGCUGAUCAUGGAGACGCAGGCCGACUUCUGCAAAGCCCUGGAGAAGGUGGACGGCGGGACGUUCAAGGUGGACCGGUGGCAGAGGGCUGAAGGUGGCGGAGGAAUCAGCUGUGUGAUGCAAGAUGGGAAGGUGUUUGAGAAGGCAGGGGUCAAUGUGUCUGUGGUGUCUGGAUACCUGACCGAGGAGGCCGCCAAACAGAUGAGGAGCAGAGGGAAGGUCCUCAAAGGGAAAGAUGGUAAGCUGCCAUUUAGUGCCAUGGGUGUGAGCUCUGUUAUCCACCCCAAGAACCCCCACAUCCCCACAGUGCACUUCAACUACAGAUACUUUGAGAUCGAGGAGGCAGAUGGCACUAAGCAGUGGUGGUUUGGUGGAGGCACAGACCUGACUCCAGUUUAUAUCAAUAAAGAAGAUGCUUAUCACUUCCACAACACCCUGAAGGAGGCCUGUGACAAGCACCACUCGCAGUACUACCCCGACUUUAAGAAAUGGUGUGACAGAUACUUCUACAUCCGGCACAGAGGAGAGACUCGGGGUAUAGGAGGGAUCUUCUUCGAUGACCUGGACUCCCCGAGUCAGAAGGAGGCCUUCAACUUUGUGAAGAGCUGUGCCCGCACCGUGGUGCCCUGCUACCUGCCCAUCGUAUACAAACACCUUAACGACCCCUUCACUGACGAGGAGAAGGACUGGCAGCAGGUACGACGAGGAAGAUAUGUGGAGUUCAACCUGGUGUAUGACAGGGGAGUGAAGUUUGGCUUGGCCACACCGGGCUCCAGAAUUGAAAGCAUUCUCAUGUCUCUCCCCCUCACUGCCAGGUGGGAGUACAUGCACGAGCCUGCCAAAGGCACCCUGGAGGCUGAGAUGAUAGAGGCAUUACGUAACCCCAAGGAGUGGGUGUGACCACGGUGUUCGCAGGUUUACAUGUCAACUGGACAAAAAGCUCCAGGACGCCGUCUUUGUUAUAUUUUAUAAGGGUGUGACCUGUUUGACUAAAUCAGCAGCAGUUAGCACAGUUUGCCAAAAUAAUAUUGCAUUGCACUUGUUUGAAGAGUUUUCUAUUCUGCGAUGAUACUUUUCUUUCUAUCCUGUUUGCUAUGUUUUGUCAAUUUAGCUUUGAUAAUGAUUAAUGACUUUAGGAUUGAAUUACUACUGUUGGCCACAGGGGGGCAUUGUUCCUGCUUUUAGGUCAUCUCACAUUGAUGAUGUGCUCCUUCUUGGAAGUGUUUGUGUCAAACACUAGCUGUGUGUUUUUUCUAUCCCUGUGCUAAAUGUGGCUUGUUCUACUUGAAGCUCAUGAGCUUUACUGUCCUGUAACAAAGCACUGAAAGGGAAAAUGGGGGCAAACUGA